GCAGACUCAAUAGCCCAGAAACUCCACGUGGUGUACCGUCGAACAUCGCAAAAUUUCGCGUGCGGAUAAAAAACGGUUACGUUUCUUCCGCUCCUUCCGUUGCCACGGAACACGUUCGGCCGUACUUCUAGCCUAUACGCGAUUCGCUGUCGUCACGAUAGUCAGUUAUUGUCUUCUUCGUUACGAAAUCAUUCUCAGUGAUCGAGGAGGGGGACUCGCGGGUUUCUUGUGACCGGUGGUCGAUACCCUCCGGGGGAUGGUAGCCAGGUUCAAAUGAGAGAACGAUCGUUUGCUGGCAGUCAGCUCUUUUGAACAAGCGAGAAGAGGGUGGUAAAUCGAAGGAAGGCUCGUUGUCCAAGACCUUUGCCGGUGUCGAGGGAAGAAUGGGCAAGGGUUGGAAAGGUGCAAAGGAAUUCGUCGGCAUCGAAGAUGUGACGAAGUUCGAUUUUCUGGUCAUGAUGUUCGCCGAGGCACUUGGAACAAUGCUUCUGGUGCUUAUCGGCUGUGCGUCCUGCAUCACGUGGACCGCUGAUAACCCACCCACCGUCGUGCACAUUGCGUUUACCUUCGGUCUCGCUGUGGCAAGCCUGGCACACGUAUUAGGACCAGUUUCAGGCUGUCAUGUGAAUCCAGCUGUAACAGUCGGCCUUCUAAUCAGCGGAAAUUGCUCGUUUCUGAAAGCAAUAUGCUACAUCAUUUGUCAAUGUUGCGGCGCCAUCGCGGGUUCCGCAGUGUUAAAGGUGCUGAUCCCAACAACAGCAGCUCGUAAUGGCUUGGGUGCCACUGCUCUUUCCCUGUCAGUCACCGAGAGUCAAGGUCUCUUCAUGGAAGGUAUCAUCACUUUCCUCCUGAUUCUGGUCGUCCACGCAGUGACCGACCCCAAGAGAACCGACACGAGGGGAUGGGCACCGAUGGCGAUCGGAUUGGCCAUUACCGUGGCUCAUAUGGCAGCCGUGCCCGUUACAGGAAGCAGCAUGAAUCCUGCCAGGACGUUAGGUCCUGCUGUCAUCCUAAGCGAAUGGAAGAACUUAUGGAUUUACUGGGUUGGGCCGAUUAUGGGAGCUUGCGCUGCCGGUGGCCUCUACAGGGUGGCGUUUAGACGCAAGGAGGACGAUGAAGCAUCUUACGAUUUCUGAAAACAGAAUUCAAAAUCGCUAUCCCUAGUGAUGGAUCCUCCUUGAAAAGAAAGGAAACGAAUCGAAAACUGUCUUAACUCUUUCAGACACGGCGUCCACGAUUGAGGACACAAAAUUUAAAAAUUACCGACACUAUAGUUUAGGACGAAUGUCCAGUUUUUCUCGAAAACUACACUAUUAGGAUUUUAGUUUAAAUUUUUUCCAUAAUAACUGUAAUCCAAGUUCACCUUAAAAAUUAAAUUACAUUAGUACGAGAAGAAAAUAAUUCAGAUCUGAAAGGGUUAAUUAUUAACUGCAAUCACUGGGUCGUAUUUUAUACAAAAGAAGCAAAUUUUUCAUUUAAAGAUCAGGGUCAGUUAAACGAUCAGUGUUCCCGAUCCUCACUUCAAGUAUUUAUUUAUUACUCUAAAGUUUAGACAGUUUAAAAAUCAAAAGGAUUUUGAUCGAGUAAAAUACAUGGCAAUUUCUUCCUAGUCUCGCAUAUGGAAAAAAAUAUUUAUCUGAAGGCUUCGAUUCUGUGUUUGAGUUAUCUUCGAUACUGCUACCAUUACAAAUCGUUAUUAAUUUAAUUAUUCUAAUGAAUAUUAAGACACUAGUUAUGAAUUCACAGAGUGAAACUACUGUUUUGUAACUCAUUAAAAUAAUCGACUUUCGAUACAACGAUUUCUAAUGUUUACAAUAUUGAGGAUGAUUUAAGUACUGUGUUGUAAUAUUUAAAU
Hylaeus anthracinus is the source of this 1855-nucleotide messenger RNA. RefSeq names its product aquaporin AQPAe.a-like. The record is from RefSeq and is a predicted model, not a curated record. Lineage: Eukaryota; Metazoa; Arthropoda; Insecta; Hymenoptera; Colletidae. Bases 384 to 1136 code for a protein of 250 amino acids. Gene Ontology annotation, molecular function: water channel activity. Gene Ontology annotation, biological process: transmembrane transport. Gene Ontology annotation, cellular component: plasma membrane. The transcript has 4 exons.